Parnassius mnemosyne (clouded apollo) is the source of this 2604-nucleotide messenger RNA. The record is from the annotation of a GenBank genome assembly. NCBI's taxonomy places the organism in Eukaryota, Metazoa, Arthropoda, Insecta, Lepidoptera, Papilionidae.
AUGGCGUCUACAAAUUUCUUAACCGUAAAAACGCAUUUAUCUGAAUUUAAAAAUAAUUCGGAUAGAGAUACAAUGAGCGAGGCAUCGGAAAGUGGUACGAGCAAUUCUGUGACGUCAGCAGAAGAUUUGCAAAAACUGGCGGUGAUACUCGGAUUAAACAGUGCUGAAGAUGUUUAUCAGGAAAGAUUUCGCGUGGAUAGGCGAAGACUGGAGGGGAUGUUGGCUGAAAAUUUAGAAGAAUCGCAAACGGCUCAAGCUUUUUUUCAUAGGGUGAUGAAUGAAACGAAUACGUUAAUAAAUUGGCCAGCGCGGUUGAAAAUAGGUGCCAGAUCUAAAAAAGAUCCUCAUGUGCGUAUAGCUGGUAGACCAGAUGAUGUUAAACUAGCCCGGGAAAAGAUUAUGCAAGUAUUGGAUACCAGGAGCAAUCGAGUUACAAUGAAGAUCGAUGUUAGCUACACCGACCAUUCGCAUAUUAUUGGGAAGGGCGGGCUCACAAUCAAACGCGUGAUGGAAGAGACGGGCUGCCACAUCCACUUUCCGGAUUCGAACCGCACCAGCACCAUGGAGAAGAGCAACCAAGUGUCAAUAGCCGGUGAUAUGGAGAGAGUGGAACAGGCCAGGGCACGUGUACGGGCGCUGACGCCGCUGGUGUUCUGCUUCGAGCUGCCGAUCGUGGCGCCCUCGCAGCCGCUGCCCGACAUCAGUUCGCCUUACGUGCAGCAAGUGCAGGAACAGUACAACGUGCAGGUGAUGGUGCGCAAUCGUCCAAAGCUACACGCGAACCUGUUAGUGGUGAAAGGAGUUCAGUGGGAAGUGCAGGCCACCAUGGAGGCCACCGGACUGCUUAUGAACUACAUGUGCGGACCCUUAGCUAGCCAGACGCAAGUGCAGAUGAGCGUGGAGAUAUCGGCGAUGCACCACGGCGCGGUGGUGGGGCGCGGCGCCGAGCAGCUGAAGGCCAUCAUGCGCGCCACGCGCACGCAGAUCAUGUUCCCCGACGCCGACGACCCCAACAUCCCCGCGCUGCGCAAGAGCUGCGUCACCAUCACGGGACACAUGAAGGACGUCUACGCGGCGAGGCAACAGCUUGUGGGCAGCCUCCCUCUCGUGGUGAUAUUCGACGUGUCGGAAGAAGCGUGUCGCAUAGAUAACGACGCGGCAGCGAAACUGAUGCAGAAGCACAACGUAUACAUCAGUAUACGUCGCAAGCCAAAGCAGGGCAUCGCUUCAGUUGUAAUAAAAGGCAUCGAGAGAUGUGCUAGUGACAUCUACGAAGCCCGGCGCGAGUUGCUGGGCGGCAAGGAGCCCGUGAUCACUGCGAAGAUCCCGGAGUCGUACAACAUUCCGUGCAUGUCCGCGGGCGCGAUCAACUUCGGCGCCUUCAACCCGUUCUCGCCCAGCAGUGGCGGGGCCGCGACGCCGUGCUCGCCGUUCCUGGAGCUGGGCUUCAGCAGCCCGCUGCUGGCGGCGCCGCUGUCGCCCACGUCGCCGCCGGCGUUCCCUGCGCUGGCUGCCCACGCGCCCCUCACGCCGCACGCCGCGCACGCCCCGCACGCCCCCCACACCCCCCACACCUCGCACGCGCCCUGGCUGAUCCCGUCGCCGCAGCCGCGUGCACAGAUCCACUUCCCCGCGCCACACAACGCUCCGCUCAUGUACAAGAACCAGCCCGCUUCAUGGAACCCGAUGUGCGCAAGCGGAGAAAUGGGCGGCAUGCAGCAGCCGGUUGUGAUGCAGCCGCCUUACCAGCAAAUGCCGGCUGAUGGCAGGCCCAUAACACUAAGCCAGUUGCUGAACUCGAGCUCGCAGGCGAGCAGCGGAUACCAGAGCAACUUCACCGGCAGCUCCGUGUCGCUCGACGCACAGAACUUAUCCGGCGGCGACGGCAGCAACGUGGUGUCGCCGUCCGUGUCGCCCAUCAGCAAGACGCAGAGCCCCACCCCUUCCGCAGACAACGACCGCUCCCAGCAAGAGCUGGCGAGCCUGAUCUCUGAACUGCCCCUGUCGGCCCGCCGGGCGGUGGGCUGCGAGAAGAAGACUCUGCAGAGUCUGGGCAAGCUGUCGCCGCUCGCAGACUACCGCAAGCAGAGAGCCGACGCCGACAAGGCCAUGCGUGAAAACAUCGGCAACGGAUAUCGUAUACCGACGGGACGCUGGUCCGGAUAUUACUUCAGCCACACUUCGCCCGGACCGAUCUCGCUGAACGACAACGAAGGAUUGACCACGCCUGAAAAGGGCUGGAACAGAUCGGAACUGGUGCGUCCAAACAUCGUGGAAACGCUCGCCUCUCCUCCGCAGGCUACAAAGAAGACGUGCCGUUACCAACAGCUGUACGAUUUACUGCGCGAUAUUGGACUACAGAAGUACAUAGAUCUAUUCAAGAAGCACGAAUUGGACAUGUCUACGUUCGCGUCUCUCAACGAAGCUGACCUCGCUGAGAUUGGAGUAACCGCUUUUGGCGCGCGCAGGAAGAUGCUGCUAACCAUCGCCGAGCUGCAAAAACAAACGAACGCGUUCAAAAGUAACGGAACACCGUCAGAGAGGAAACUGAUCAAUUCGCCACCGCAGUACAACACUGCGACACUUUCUCAAGACAAAUGGUAA